Molecule: messenger RNA, 3376 nt
Organism: Drosophila sulfurigaster albostrigata
Lineage: Eukaryota; Metazoa; Arthropoda; Insecta; Diptera; Drosophilidae
Molecular function (GO): protein binding
Source: RefSeq, a predicted model, not a curated record
GUCCCUGGGAAUAGCAAAUGAAGAAGAAUUUCGGACUGGUUUGACGUGCUGUUUUCGUUUUUUUCGGCAAAAAAGAAAUAGAGGUUUUGAAAACUCCACCGUUGCCGUUACACAAAAUAAUAUGAAUAAUGUACAUAGCGCUUUUGUUGGCGGGCAAAAGCGACGCUUGUCGGAAAGCGAAUGCGGCAGCAGCAAGCAAGCGGACGCGCCCCACCAACAAACAAUUGGUCAAGAGGGGCAAGUGCAGCAGCAACAGCAGCAGGAGCAGCCGGAACGGAAACAACGCAAAAAAAAGAACAACAGACACAAGAUGAUGAUCACGAAGAGCGUCACGAACACAAUCUGCUCGAUUUAUGCGACGAGUUAUUAUACGAGAUAUUUCAGUACCUCGACUCAUCAUCGAUCAUGGCGAUGAUGCUUUGCUCACCUCGUUUUGAAAGUCUGCUCUUGGAUCAUCGAUUCUGGCACAAUAUUGAUCUCAGCAAUGCACCGUUACCUUUGGGUAUUCUGGAGGAGAUUCUUGGCCGCGCCACGGAAAAGACACACACCAUCAAGAUCUGUGGUCCACCUUCGUCGCAGCAUGUGGCUGGGGAAUUUAAGCAAUUCACUUGUACACUGACCUCGGUCUUUCCCAAAGUGGCCACACAUUUGGAGGUUCUGGAGCUGGUUGGAGUUAGCUUGGAUUUUGAAUACAUACAUAUAUCGGAGUUUCCGGCAUCGUUGAAGCGCUUGACCUUAAAGGAUUGUAGUGUUAAAGUUGGCGAUCAUGUCAAAAGCAUAUUUCAUACGAUAGAAAAGCAUUUGGUUGUCUUAGAGGAUUUGAGUAUUGAGGACAACAACUGGUUUGAACCCUACUAUAUAAUGGCGCUCUCGAAACUGCCCGCUUUGCGUCGACUAAGUCUCAAGGGGUGUCAGAUGAUGUGCAAAUUUGUACCUUAUGGCAGCAUGGCUGCACGCUUUGGGUUUUCCAAACUGGAGGUGCUUGAUUUGCGUUUAACUCCCAUCAAUAAUGGCGAUCUGCAAUGCUUUAGUGCUGUGGAAACGUUGAGGGAACUGCUGUUGGAAUCGCCUCCCAAUAUGCCACAAGGACCGCCGCUGCUUAUGAAGUCCGAUGUGCCAAGUAGCUCACAGCCCGAUUCUCACAAGGCGCUAAGCGACGACGAACCCUCCACUUCGCGAGCAGCCAUGGAACAUUUACGCAAAUAUGCGCAGUGUAAUGCACAGCCAACAACAGCAACAUCAACAGAUGCGACGAAGCCGCCAAGUGAUACAUUUCAAUCGGACAAUUGCAACGAGAGAAAGGAGAACAAUAGUGAGGCAAGAGCAACGUCGCGCACAACGAUGCGUUUGCGCUGUUUGAUACCGGAGUCUGAUGAUGAGGAUACCUCGUCAACGUCCGCGUCUUCCUCCGACAAGUCCGAUAAUACAACGACGCAAAGCAACGGUCAUAGCUCGGACGCCAGUCUGUCAGUGCAGCCGCCAAAUCUGGUGGUUAUAGCGCUUCCCAGCUUGGAUCCGGCUCGCACUGCAGCAGCUGUCGCAGCCAACAUUAACGCCAGCGCCAACGCCAACGACAACGCUCCAGUUGAGAACCCAGAGAAUGCAGAAGCGGCAGCUGGUCCUGGUGAAGCAGCGCCUGCAUUGCCGCGUGCAUUCAUACACGUGGAGAAUAAUCCACCAGCAGAUUAUCCGCGUGAUCCGGUGAUAGCUUCGUUGCUGGAGCAUGUAGUGGAGCGCAUACAAAUACAAAUUCAUGAUAAUAAUCCGGCGCAUAGUCGUUUUUUUGCCUCGACGCGAUCAAGUCAUCUUUAUGAAUCCACAUCUCAUGAGCGACGCGGGUGGAGGAGGCGCCGGUGGCAAUGGAGCUGCACCUGGAGCAGGAGCUGGACCUGGAGCAGGAGCUGGAGCGGAGCUGGCGGAGGUGGCAUGGCGAAUGUCUUCCUACCGCGCCGUCACCGCUUCCAGCCACGCGGCAAUUUCGAGCAGGUUGUGGGACAUCCCAUGUUCUGGAAUGUCCUGGAUCCGCUCGAUCGUGACUAUGCGCGACGCAUGCGCAGCCGUCAAGGGCCGCCAAUGGCGCUGUCCAACUACAUUUCCGAUCGCGCUGUCUACAGUUUUGGACGCGCUGAAAAUCCUGUGCAACCCGAUGUCGUUUGGAUACGCAAUUCAAAUCGAUCGCCCAACACACGACUAGAGCGCAUCUCGUUGCGCAAUUAUACGCACAUUACCAACUAUACGCUGGAGCAUUUGGUGCAGUGUUCACCGAAUCUGGUCUACAUUGAUGUGAGCGGCACUGGCGUUACGUUGUUGGGUGUGCGCAUGUUUAAGCGACAGAAGCCCAACUGUGAGGUGAUUGCAACGCAUUUAACGGUAACCUCUACAGAGCAACCGUCGACUGUAAACGAUACGGCGCCAGAAACAGAAACAGAAACCGAACCCGAAACGGAAACAGAAAAACAACCAGCACCAGACCAGACCGAAGAGAAGAAUGUAGAGAAUGCUAAACCCGAGGAGCAAGCACAAGCGCCAAGUGAGGCGAACAACAACAACAGCAUUGACAAUGAUGAGCAGCAGCCGCUGGAGCAGCAAUCGCCUGCUCAGCAACAGUAAAAAUAUCGCAUUCUAUACAAAAAAUAUAUUUUAUAUGUGAACGGUACCCGAUCCUUUCUGUGAAAUCAUGGAAUAAUCAACCCACGCUUAAAUGAAUGAUUCUCUACAAUGGUGUGGAACGAAGAAGAGUAUGUAAUAAGUUAAAAAGAUUCUCUGCAUGAAGUGGUACGAAAAAUAAUAUGUUAAAAAGAUUCUCUGCAAUGAAGUGGAACGAAGCAUAAGUAAUAAGUUCAAAAGAUUCUCUACAAAUGAAGUGGUACGAAAAAUAAUUAAUAAGUUAAAAAGUCGCCAUAUUUUGGCCGCCCUUUAAAGCCUGCUGUCUACAUGUGAAGGUUGUAGCGCAGAGUUAGUAUUAUGUUUGCAAACAAAAACAAAAAACAAAAAUAAAACACUACAAAACACAAUGUACUAUAAACUUACCUAUACGUGUGUGCGUGUCUGCUUAAAUGAAAUGUAUAAAACUCCCCCAAAAUUUACUUGUUAAGAUGCAUUAAAACGAGAAACCAUUUUUUGGAAUUGAAAAUUGAUGAAAUGUUUAUUUGGUAGCUAAGAUGAGUGUAGACAGAGUUCGAAUAAACAAUUGUUUCAAUUUCGAUUAGAAAAUGUGAUUAGAUGUUAAAAGAGUAUGUAUAUAUUCUAUAUAUGCCAUUUCGUAUUCAGAGAGUUAUUUGUUUCCAUUCGACGAUUCCUCCUCGCCAUCCACAUCUGAUUCUUCAUCGCUUUCAGACUCGGUUUCUGAGCCAUCUGAGCUCUGACAAUCGGCAAU